GACGUAAUGUUGGUGCACUUUUCUCCUUCUACUACUUCGAAAGUUAGCGUCUUAGCAUCAUUGACGCUUCAACGUAAUUUGCAGUUUAAGUGCUGAAUAGUUUCGCGUUAGAAUAUUCACAUCUUCGGAAACACCAUGAGCACGUUAUGGAUGGGGAACCUGGAGGCCUACAUGGAUGAGAAGUUCAUCACCAGAGCCUUUUCCACCAUGGGCGAGCAGGUCAACAAUGUGCGGAUCAUACGCAACAAGAUGACAGGUGUGUCUUCACCCAGGGGCGCUCUGGGUUACUGCUUUGUGGAGAUGGCAGACGAGGCCACGGCUGAGAGGUGUCUCCGCAAAAUCAACGGGAAAGCUUUACCAGGGGCAAGUCCGCCCACACGAUUCAAGUUAAACCGAGCCACUUUUGGGAAACAAGACACUGGUCAGAUGUAUUCUCUGUUUGUGGGAGAUCUGACUCCAGAGGUGGAUGAUGGGAUGCUGUAUGAGUUCUUCUACAACCGCUACCCCUCCUGUCGUGGUGGGAAGGUGGUGCUGGACAGCAUGGGCAACUCCAAGGGCUGUGGCUUUGUUCAGUUCCCAGAUGAGCGGCUGCAGAAGCGGGCGUUGGAGGAGUGUCAGGGCGCUGUGGGACUGGGCGGCAAACCCCUGAGACUGAGCCUGGCUGCUAACAAUUUAAGGAACAGGCAGCAGCAUCAGCAGCAGCAUCAGCAGCAGCAGCAGCACUCAGACAGGUCGUGGCAAACAAGCUCCGGAUACAGACACAACUAUGACCAGUACAACCAGUACCAGCAGCAGGCAUAUCCUGGGUGUUACUCCUCCUGGGGCUAUGACCAGACUGGAGGAGCGUAUGGCUACAACUAUCAGCAGUAUGAUUACUCACAGUAUCCCCCACCACAGGAAAGUGAAGCUGUUCAGGAUGAUGGACUUGAAGAUCCCAGUCCAGAGCUGGACGUGGUGGAGGCCAACAGGAAGUUCAUGGAGCUGAGUGAGGAGCUGUACGACGCUCUGAUCGAGUGUCACUGGCAGCCAGCGGAGUUCUCUACAGAGCAGGACUAUGUGACAUCCAGCCUACCAGAACCCAUUUACUGCUGAAAGUGAACAUGUUUCUUUCUCUGGACUGUACCCUCCACAGGGUAUUUUAUUUUCAGCUUUCUGCUGAAACGUUGACAGCAUGGAUUUUUUUUUUCUUUUUUUUUAAGGGACGCAAAGAAAAUCUGUUAUGAUAAUAAAUCUUAAUCAAGUGUGGAAACCAA
Toxotes jaculatrix (banded archerfish) is the source of this 1253-nucleotide messenger RNA. Its product is annotated as tRNA selenocysteine 1-associated protein 1-like. Bases 136 to 1092 code for a protein of 318 amino acids. Gene Ontology annotation, cellular component: nucleus. Gene Ontology annotation, biological process: selenocysteine incorporation. Gene Ontology annotation, molecular function: tRNA binding. The transcript is spliced from 9 exons. The record is from RefSeq and is a predicted model, not a curated record. Lineage: Eukaryota; Metazoa; Chordata; Actinopteri; Toxotidae.